Molecule: messenger RNA, 3537 nt
Organism: Branchiostoma belcheri (Belcher's lancelet)
Lineage: Eukaryota; Metazoa; Chordata; Leptocardii; Amphioxiformes; Branchiostomatidae
Product: cytochrome P450 27C1-like
Exons: 12
Coding region: 1292-2926 (544 amino acids)
Molecular function (GO): heme binding; oxidoreductase activity, acting on paired donors, with incorporation or reduction of molecular oxygen; monooxygenase activity
Source: RefSeq, a predicted model, not a curated record
CUGUGUCUGUGUACAUGUGUCUGUGUCUGUGUUUCCGCAUUUGUAGUCAGCAUAACCUCAGAACGCCUUUAUGGAUUGUGAUGAUAUUUAGUUUGUUGAUAGGUCGUAGGAAAACAAAGUUCAAGGUCAAAUAUGGGCCUCCUGGUGGCUGACGAUGGUACUUGGAACUUGGUACUGCAGCAAAAGAUCCGGUGUUUGUGUCCUUUGUCCUGAACAUACUAUGGUCUUGACUUUUUGGCGACAGAUAGCUUUUCCUGUCAGGAAUAAGUGAUGUGGGUUUUCCCAACUAGCAGCUCGUUCUGGAACUGCAGUGGAGUUCCUGUCGACAUCUUUUAAAGCGGAUAAGACCAGAAAGGAACAAAUUAUCUUAUCAUCUAUGGCAUAUAGGUAGCUAAGAGAUAUGUACAUAAUUAUGUAACCCUAAUUUAGGGUUGGCUAAUUUAGGGUCAUGUAACCCUAAUUUAGAGUUACGCUAACCCUAACCCUGUAGUUAUGAACUCAUUUCCCACCUCAGCUGACUCCAUGCUUGCUGACUUGCUGGUUCUCAAUGCAGAAUUUACGUCAUGCCUGACGCUAUGAUGUACUGAUGUCUCGUGCAGAAUCGAUAUCUUACUGGUAGAUUACCUAAACUCUCAAGGCCGCAUUCUAUCACAAGCUGUAGCUAAUAGCUAAAUCGCCACCCUUCCUUGCCAAAUACGAAAUGUACUUGAAUUCAUACUGUUCGCAAAUCUUACUGUUGAACAUGAUGUACAUUGACAGCGGAUCAACAAGCAAUUAUGAUAGGUCACCUCCUCCCUUUGAUGUACUGCGCCUACUGAUCUUAUGCUCACCAUGACACUACACAACCGGUACAUCUGCAAAUUAUCAAUACAUGGAUUCACCCACACAUGGUAUCAAAUCAGUUCUUGGUAUACCGCUCCAAAAGAUUCUCUCUGCUGUCCUAUAUUUGACUAAACCUCCUAAUCCACGGAUUUGUUUGUAACCACUAUAUCGAGAUGAGGUACGUUAACAUUUCAAUUCAUCGAAAAUGUCUUUAUCAGCUCUAUAUUUGCCCAUGUUUUGUAUGCUGCUUCUUUUCUGUUUCACAUGUGAUACGUGUACGGCCUUGGGAGUGUUAUCUUGACUUCAAGGGUACAGCUGUCCGGCUGCGUAAAUAGUGAACGUCACAGAUAGGACUAAGUACGUUUUACCAAGAAGCGAUAGAUAUAAGUACGACGUUCAGACAGCAUUAUCCUCGUCGGCUAUUUUCUACAUGUGCACUUUGUGGUAACUUUCUGCAGAGACUUGCCGCAUGAUGUUUGUUCCUUCUAGGCGGUGGGUGGGCAUGCUGAAAUGCUGGGGCAGAAGGAAGAUGAGCGCCGCACUAGCAGCAGGACUGAUGGAGGCUGACGAGGGACUUGCCCGGAGGAACACACCUUUUCACGCGAUACCAGGGCCGCCAAGCCUGCCGCUCAUCGGUCGGCUAAAGGACUACUCUUCUUUAGGCCGUUACGGAGUGGGCAGGCUUCACGAGCGCCAUCUUGACCUUCACCGUCAGUAUGGUGACAUCUGCAGAGAGAAGCUCCUCGGGCGCGAGAUCGUUCACGUCUUCUCUCGAGAGAUUGCACAGGAAGUCUUCAUGCAGGAAGGCCGGUACCCCGGACGGACCGUGAUCGAACCUGAUGUGGUGUACAGGACGGGACGGGGCAUCCCGCUGGGACUCCUCAACCUACAAGACGCGGAAUGGCACCGUCUAAGACGUCUGGCUCAAGACAGGAUCCUCCGGCCGGCCGUGCAGAGUGCCGUCCUCCACAACAUGGACAACAUCGCUCAGGAGUUCGUCAUGAGGACCGACAUGCUCCGCGAUCCAGGAAGUGACGUCAUGGAGAGAAAUUACAAGGACGAGCUGCACCUGUGGUCCUUGGAAUCUAUUGCCCGCCUGGCUUUCGGGAUACGUGCUGGCUGUCUAGGCAUGGAUUUGACCGAGAACUCAGACGCGAUGCAGUUGGUCCGCAGCACACAGAUGUACUUCCGCUGCCUUGGGAAGCUGAUUUUUAGUCUUCCCUUGUACAAAGUAGUCCCCACUCCCACCUGGAGAAGUAUGGCAUCAGCUCAGGAUACAUUCGUAAGAUUAUCAGAAAAUUAUAUCAGACAAGCGUGGAGAAAUGCUGAACAUGGUGACCCGGGAACCGAGGACAGCCUUCUCUUCCACCUUCUGAAGAAAUCAGAGCUCAGUAAGGAGGAGGUGGGCGCCACCAUCACGGACCUGUUCCAGGGCGGGAUCGACACGACCACCAAUGGCAUGAUGUACAGUCUGUUCGCCCUGGCCAAAAACCCGGAGGUUCAAGACUUAGUCUACCGAGAGAUCCGUACCCACCUGCCCGAGGGCGCGCCGGUCACGCCUGAGGUCCUGAGGAAAAUGAAGUAUCUUAAGGCAGUCAUCAAGGAGACUUUGAGAUUGUGGCCGGUAAUUUUUGGGAACCCCAGACUGUAUGAUUAUGACGUUGUUCUAGGUGGCUACGACGUGCCUGCAAAGACUGAAAUCCUGGUACAUCAUCGCGUCAUGUGCCGCCAGGAGAGGUAUUUCACGGAUCCACUGACCUUUGACCCAACCCGUUGGCUCCGUGACGAGAACACGUCACCAGUUCCGCCGUACCUGUUCAUGCCGUUUGGACACGGAGUGCGCAUGUGCAUCGGCCGGCGGUUUGCCGAGCAGCAGCUACAGCUCCUGAUUAUCCGGAUCUUGCAGCGGUUCCAUGUGGAGUGCCAGGAGGCGGAGUUGGGGCAGGUCUUUAGUCUGGUGCUGCUGCCCGACAGGAACCCGCGCUUCGUCUUCCGCCGCAGGCAGGGCCACACGGCGUGGGCACCGCAGGCAUGGACACACGGCGUAGGCACGACAGGCAGGGACGCACGGCGUAGGCACCGCAGACAGGGACACACGGCGUAGGCACGACAGGCAUGGACACACGGCGUAGGCACGACAGACAGGGACACACGGCGUAGGCACGACAGGCAGGGACGCACGGCGUAGGCACGACAGACAGGGACGCACGGCGUAGGCACCGCAGGCAGGGCCAUACGGCGUAGGCACCGCAGGCAUGGACUCACGGCGUAGGCACCGCAGGCAGGGACGCACGGCGUAAGCACCACAGGCAAGGACUCACGGCGUAGGCACCACAGGCAGGGACGCACGGCGUAGGCACGAGAGAGCUAUUCACCUCCGGAAUAUAACUCAUUCACAUUUAAAACUCAUUGACAUUUACAAACACUACUUGUGUACAUACUGUGCAAUCUUAUACUAUUGUAUUAGAGAGUUAGGCGUCUAUAUACAGAGGUAAAAAUGUCACUUUCCAGAAAUAUGUUUUGAAAAAGGAAUGCCCAGGGCAUUGAAUACCACGGCUGACGAAUGUAAAGCAACGUCAACCAGGAAACUAGAACUAGGUGAACAUGCUAUUCCAUAAUAAAGAUAUCAAGUACUAAACUCUAUCACUCAUCCUUGGUUGUUUAUUGUGCAAAUCAUUCAUCGAUGCUCAUGCAUUGAAUGAGUUCUUUCUCGCU